AUGGCGUCUUCUGAAAACAACCACGAAGCCCCAAGCUCGCGCCGUCUCCCGCCGCCUGCAUCCCAGCAUGCUCGACCCGGCUCCUACAUGUCCUCCCACAUGACAAGCGUUAUAUCAGAAGACGAGGAACCGUCACAUCAGCAUCCGGCAUCAUGGUCACAGCCGGCUCAGUCGCGUCGUGGACCGCCGCCAUUGAGGAAUGCAAUGGCGAAUGCACGACCUCCCAGCGCACAGAGCAAAAUGAGCAAGACACACGUAUCCUCGCUCACCUCACAAGCAUUCUUCCGCCCCAUGAGCUCGCAGAGACUGCAGGCACAGCGUAGCGGGAGGCCUACAACGACGGCAACCAAUGCCACUUCAAUUGAUGACAACCAGAGUGAUGUAGCAAGCCAGGCGCGGAGGAGCAUAGUAUCGAAUACGACGGCACAUCUAGAGCAUGAACUGAGGCCGCCAUCGAGAGGAACAGAGUUCACGGACCCGGUCUUGCCUGACAGGCUGACUACCAACACCAGUCCCUCCGGGAAUGCAACCGUUCGCAGCCUGGGGGACAAUGUUAGGCUUCUCAACGAUAGAUCCCACAGAACGUCAACACCCGCGCAAGUGAACCUGGGGGAGAACUAUAACAACCCAGGCGCAUCACACGAACCCCCUUCCAAGUCGCCUAUUUCUUUCCCGUCCGGUCUUCUCGGUGGGAAUGGAUCUGAAUCUACAAUUCGCCGCGGCGACCAGAGGAAUCACGCAAGGCUGGCAUCGAACCCGACGUCUAUUCCAGAGUCUGAAACUAAGAAAGUUGACGAGAAACCAGUCACAGAGAAGGGAAAGAAUUAUGAAUACUUCACGGGGAAUACCGCGUUCUUUGGCGGCGGCAGAUUCCAGAAUUCUCGUGAUAGACCAGUCAACAUUGUGACUGCAUUAUUGAUAAUCAUACCAACCGCUCUCUUCUUCGCAUUCUCGGGUCCGUGGCUAUGGAGCAAUAUGUCGCCUGCAAUACCAAUUGUAUUUGCCUACAUAUUCUUCCUCUGCAUAUCAUCCUUUCUCCACGCAUCCGCAGUUGACCCUGGAAUCCUUCCCCGAAAUCUUCACAUAAUGCCUCCAACUGACCCCGAGGCGGAUCCCCUGAUUCUUGGCCCGCCCACAAGUGACUGGGUUAUGAUCAAACUGGCAACUUCUGACGUCGCUGCCAUGGAUGUGCCGGUUAAAUACUGCAAAACCUGCAGCAUCUGGCGGCCACCGCGUUGCUACCACUGCCGAGUGUGCAACAACUGCGUCGAAACCUUGGACCAUCAUUGUGUCUGGCUUAACAACUGCGUUGGACGUCGAAACUACCGUUAUUUCUUCAGCUUUGUUGCAUCAAGCACGGUACUCGCUGCUUUCCUCUUCGGCGCAAGUCUCGCCCAUAUCCUCAGCUAUCAAAGCAAGGAAGGGAUCAGCUUCGGAGCAUCUAUAGAUAAGUGGCGCGUCCCCUUUGCCAUGGUCAUCUAUGGUGGAUUUGCCGCAACAUACCCAGCCUCGCUAGCAGUCUAUCAUCUUUUCCUGAUGGGCAGAGGCGAGACGACUCGAGAGUAUCUGAACUCCCGCAAGUUCAAGAAAGAAGAUAGACACCGACCCUUCACCCAAGGAGGCCUACUCAAGAACUUGACCGUGGCCCUCGGAAAACCCAGAACUCCGAGCUACCUUCAAUUCAAGAAUCCACAUGUCGAGGGUGACCAGCGAUUCGCUACUUACCAAGUCAACAAGCGGCGUACGGACGUUGAGGCGCAGAAUGGAGACCUCGAAAUGCAGCAGGUCAACAACGGACAGCCAGCUGGUGCAACAGGCGCCGUCCCCAGCUCACAGAACGGGCAUACUCCCAAUUAA
This is a messenger RNA of Arthroderma uncinatum, 1857 nucleotides long. Its product is annotated as palmitoyltransferase erf2. Gene Ontology annotation, cellular component: endoplasmic reticulum; Golgi apparatus. The record is from RefSeq and is a predicted model, not a curated record. Bases 1 to 1857 code for a protein of 618 amino acids. Gene Ontology annotation, biological process: peptidyl-L-cysteine S-palmitoylation; protein targeting to membrane. The transcript is spliced from 3 exons. Lineage: Eukaryota; Fungi; Ascomycota; Eurotiomycetes; Onygenales; Arthrodermataceae. Gene Ontology annotation, molecular function: protein-cysteine S-palmitoyltransferase activity.